Hemibagrus wyckioides is the source of this 2738-nucleotide messenger RNA. RefSeq names its product recoverin b (gene rcvrnb). The record is from RefSeq and is a predicted model, not a curated record. The transcript is spliced from 3 exons. Lineage: Eukaryota; Metazoa; Chordata; Actinopteri; Siluriformes; Bagridae. Gene Ontology annotation, molecular function: calcium ion binding. Bases 1711 to 2454 code for a protein of 247 amino acids.
UCGAGCGCUGAGUUUCAGCCAUUUCAUUGGCUGCCGCACAAAAACGCCUUAAAAAUGGAUUUCUUUAACCACACAAGUAAUACCAAAAUUAGUUUCCCAAUAUCUUCUUGUGUGCAUAAAAAGUGGGAAACUGGGCAUUUUCUACAGGGUGGAUAGCAAGCAUUAUAUGUGAAUUAAAUUAGAAAAAUAAACCACAAUCACUUACAUUCAGGAAAUUUCAUCAGUGCAUCAGAUACAGUGCUUAAUGAGUACUACAGCAACAGCUAAUUUAAUGUUAACUUUCCAUUAAUAAUCUUUUUAAAGUUAUCUUUUGAUUCAUAAACCGCUCUGACUCUUUAGAACAAUUACUUUAUUAUUAUUAUUAUUAUUAUUAUUAUUAAUAAUAAUAAUAAUAAUAAUAAUAAUGAACAUUUUGGUUUACAAAUUAGUUGAUACACCUGAGUUUCCUCCAAAAAAUGAGAUCAUCUUCUUCUUUUUCACAUCAAAAGAGCAUCAUAGUGUAAGAUGUCCUUUGUAAGAAUAUACCAUUUAUUUUCUCUACUUACUAAAACAGGAUCAAUGUUACAGCAAGGUCAAUGGCUUCUUUCCUGUUUGAUAUUUAUUUAAAGAGUAUUUCAGGCAUACAAUUUGGUAACAAAAAGGACUUGUUACAGGCAGAGGCAACCACACUGACACCACCGACAUAUUGUUCGAAUUUAUUUUUCCUUAUUUGUUAACUAUUUUUCCUUUCAUGGUUUUCAAAAUGUGUUACAGGAAACAUAUUUCAUGUUACAGAAUAAUAUAAUGGAGAUAUUAACAUUAAUAAUCCUACCAAAAGCUGAAAAAGCAGCUGCUUUUUGAUUCCAUGCAUCUUCAAAAAAAAAAAAAAAAAUGGAGAUGUCCCCAUAUAUCUGACAGUUUUGACCUUGUGGGGAUAUUUGGUAUCACAUUAAUUAUCUGCAUUAAGAAAUAUGUCAAGUAAUGAUCCACAAGGAUAGUGAGAUAAACCGUAGAAACGAUGAAACACUAGAACAGGUUGCAUUUUUAGGAAUGCAAAUACAACUUUCCUCUCCUACAUGUAUUAAUUGUUUUGGACACAACUUCACUAACUAGUUACACUUUUCAAAUGUCAAAGGCCAAGUCUUGACUUUCCUACAUAGCAAAUUUUGUCUGAUUUCCCUAAAUUCUAGAUGUAAACUACCACCUUUUUAAAUACUGUAACAUUUUUGUGGAUUAAUAUAAAGGUUCAGAAUGUGUAAAAGUCUGUAUGUGUGAUCUGAAAGGAUUUUUAAGUAAUGUAUAAUUCAGUUGAACUAUAAUUCACUUCAAUAUACACAGCAGUACAGUUGAAACAAAUGUUUGUAUACAUCUGAUGUAGGCUGAAAGAAUGGCUCAAAACAAUCAUCUUCAAUAUCCAGUUUAUCCUUGUCAAGAGAGAAUUGGCCCUGUGACAAGACAAGUCUGUUGCAUAUGUUCCAGGACUUUGUGCAAUGUCCCCAUCAUUUAUUUCAAUAGAUUUUUGUCUUAGAAUUCUAUUUAUAUAAGAAUAAUACAGUUAUAUGCUCUAAAAAAACAUUUUACACUUUCAUUUGGAUAUCAUACACUGGCUAAGAUCUAAGAUCUAACACGCGGUAAUUUGAUCAGGUUGGAUUAAUAAAGCCAAGAGGUUCCCUGCUGUGAACUGAGACACUAAGUCUGACGCCAUAGAAAAUAUCCGAAGUUGUCCCUCUAAUGGAUCAAAUCAAGAUCCAAACCAUGAUCCCUUGUAAUCCAGAGCAAAACAGUCUGGCUUUAAAUAGCGGGUGUGAUUAUGUCAGGCAGUUUACUGAAGCUGAGCAGCUGAGCAAAGAAUCCUUUCUCAAGAUGGGCAACAGUAAAAGUGGUGCUCUUUCUAAAGAACUACUGGAGGACCUGAAGUCCAACACUACAUACACUGAAGAGCAGCUUUACGCUUGGUAUCAAGCCUUUCUGAAAGAAUGCCCAAGUGGAUGCAUCAGCAGGGAGCAGUUUGAAAGCAUUUACGCCAGGUUCUUUCCCGAUGCGAACCCCAAGGCCUACGCUCAGCACGUGUUUCGAAGUUUCGACUCGGAUAGUAAUGGCACACUCGAUUUUAAAGAGUAUAUUGUGGCACUGCAUCUCACCUCCUCUGGAAAGACCAUCGAGAAGCUCGAGUGGGCCUUCUCUUUGUACGAUGUUGAUAAGAACGGCAGCAUAACAAAAAAUGAGAUCAAUGAAAUUGUCAAGUCAAUAUUUAACAUGAUCUCCCAAGAGGACCAGAAGAACCUCCCAGAAGAUGAAAACACACCAGAAAAAAGAACAGAAAAAAUCUGGGACUUUUUUGGGAAAAGAGAAAAGGAUAAAAUUACAGAAGGAGAGUUCAUCAAGGGAGUGAUGGACAAUAAGAACAUCCUCAGACUGAUCCAGUUUGAUGAGCCUCAGAAGAUUCAGAACCGAAUGAAACAAAAGAAGCAAUGAUGUUUGCACUGUUGCCUGCUCAAGUUAUCAAAUUUUCACCUUUUAAUUGUUGGAUAUUUUUUUCUAUCCAUUACUUAUGACAAGAGACAACAUUUCUUUGUCUAAUAAUUAGAUUUAGCCACACUGAAAUGUAUGAAAUAUCAUGUUUAUUAUGUCAAUCCAAAUCAUUUUUUAACAACAUUUAUAAGAACAGACGCAAAAUUGUAGAUAAAUACAGAUGAUUGGAACAAUUAUACACUAUACAAAUAAUAAUAAUAAUAAAAAAACAUUCUAAGUGGCUCAAU